UCUUGCAUUUCAGUGACUCGCUGCUCUCUGUUCAGUCCCUUUCUAAGGCUCUUGUAGGUGUUUUUGCUUUUCUUUUCUUGACACUUUCUUUUCCUUUUACCUACCAGUUGUCCAGGUUAUUUUCCUUUAUCUGGUACAUCCAGACAGGAGCCCUCCUUUUUUCUGCUUCAGCAUUUUGGCUACUGUGAUGUUGAUGCCCCUUGAGAAAAGAUUGCAGUAGAAAUACAUAGAAAAGCACCACUCCAAUGUUGUCUCAUUUCUGCCGUCAGACAAAAGUUCACUUGAAGACUGACAGAGAGAAAGAGGGAAAAGGCAGUCAUCUGAUGUGACAGGAGUUUUAGGCAGGGAAGAAAGUGGAAAAGCCAAAUGUGUGGCUUGGGAAACUGGACAGUGGAAGGUAGUGACAGGGACUUGGCAGGAACUGCUGGGGAGGUGGUAUGCUUGCUGCACUGACAUUGUGCUCUGCUUUGGAAGGUGUAGCCAGGGCAGCAGUGGACUGUGUAUAGGAAUGGAGGCAGUUGGCAGAAUUCAUAGGGACCGGUGUGCAUGCAUGAAAUACUGGUUGUGUGCCUUUGUGUGCUGUACUGUUUGGCCUUGCCUAGCUACUCUGUCGGCAGCUCUAAUCUACUCCUUGCUUCCUCUUCUCAGGGCUGUGAGAGUGGUCCCUUCAGCUGGGGACGUACUGUGGUCUUCCUCAUUUCCUGUGGCCCACAUUGCCCUCUGUCCAGUAAAGUGUUUGAAGUAGUGCAGAGUAAAACAUGUAUAUGGAAUAAAUGGAGGAAAAAAGGGGAUAGGUCUGUGGGUAAGAACAGAGUUGGGUCAGGUGCGGGAUCUAGGGUGAAUGGUUUCCCAGGAAGGAGGAUGUGUCAGUGCUGUUUUGCACUGCAGCCUUCGCCAUGGAUGAUACUUGUUCAGGACAUAUUCCAUCCCUCUGAGGAAGAGGGGAGAGACAGAUCCUAACCCAUAGACAGGUGCACCUCCAAGGUCUCUUUCAUAAGGUGUAAUGGUAUUGUAAUAAUCUUUAGUAUAAACACUUUUUUUAUGUCAGUAUUGUGAAAAAUUUGGUAAUAUUGUCUGUCACUGUCUUGUCUUGCACAUGUGUUUGGGAGCAAAAUAAGCUUCUGGAUAAGGUAAGGUACUCCUUGUGUGUUCUCCUUUUAUAAAAGUUUAGAUAAAGCAUUUCUGUAUCUUGGGAGUCUGGUGGGCUUGCAGCAGGGAGAUGGCAGUUGUGUAGUGAGUAAUAUUUUAUCUAUAGGUGAUAUUGGAGAUAGAAACAUGAGAAGGAAGGGGGAGGAAUGAGGUGGGACAAAGGGUGAGGUUGAAUAUGCUUUUGCUAGAGCUGUCUCCUUUUUCUCAGUUUUCUCCUUUCUCUAUGUUUAUCUAUUUUGAUGCUUAACAAAGGGAACUGAAGGAAGUUCAAAGAUAGCAGACGUAGAUCGAGAGUAGAUUUGGCUUGCUGACCUUGUUCUCCAGGCUUUAAGGUGUCCCUUACAGAAGCAGAAAAGUGGGCCGGCAGUCUGAUCCUUGUGACCAGACAGUCUCCAGGAGGGGUGAACAUGAGAUGGCUGUGCCCAGGAUCUUGUCUCUUCUGAAUGACUGUCAAAUACCCCUGGCUGAUUGACAGGCAACAGCAGGCCCAGUGGCCUGCUCUUCGCUGGAAAAAGGCCACAAUGUGUAGAUUGACAGACAACAGAGAGAUCUUAAAUACAAGCUCAAGUGAGAAGCAUUUUCUGGGCCAUUUGUUUCUGCUGACUCUGUCUGGGUCAGAGGGUGGGGAUGAGUAUGUGGGAACGGAGAGAGCUGCUCUGCUCCAUAAACAUGGAGCUACGAAAACUGACAGGAGGAGAAGUUUCUAGCUCUGCACAAAGCCUCAGUUUUGUCUGUUGCUGCCUCCUGCUGCUUCCCUGCUCCGAGGCCGCACCCACAGUCGGUUUCCUACAUGAAUACUUGCUGCAUUCACCUGCUUGGCUUCCUGUGCUGGUCCCUCUCCUACCUCAGCCUUCCUUUUCUGCCUGUACCAGUUAUAGCCAUUGGUUCUCUGCUGAUCAUUCAUUCCCCUUCUUUCUUUCUCCAGUUUCCUUCAUGCAUAGAAGUGCAAGGAAUAUCUUAAGAUUUGUGAUGAUCAGGGAGGGCAUUGAGCUGGGGCUUUGGGGACUACAGAGGAUUUGGGUGGUUAAUUUGGAGAUGCAGGCCCAAAUUACAUUUAGAAUUAUAUAUUGUCAUAGUAUAAUUAUAUAUUUAGCAAUUAUAAAAUGAUGAGAUAAAGAUUAAAUAAACUAUUUUUAAAGUUUUUAUUUUAUUUAUUAAUGCUACAAACCCCAUUUUCUUCUCACCUGUCUUGCAUACCAUCUGGAGUGCACGCACCUUGCUUUGGAGACCACUAGCGUGCUACUCCCCAUUACUUUCUCAAUCUUUAACUGUUGAUAAUUCAGAGAAGUUUCUGAGCCAAAUAUGUCUUCCAUGUCAUUAGCACCCCUUUGGAAAGAGGCUCCAGUCUGACUGCCCACUGCAUGGCAAGCUAUCCCCUUUUGGUUGUCUGUGAGCCUGACUCCUCCUAGCCUCUGAUGGCCAAAGUUUAUUAUUCUAGAAGGGGCAGUGAACAGUCAAUCCCCAGCUGCCCUCUCCAGGCCACUCAUGACUUUGCAGAGCUCUAGCAAAUGCCCCCUUAAAUUAACUUGGAUCACCUAUUUCCAGAUGAAAAAUCAUAGUAUAUUUACUUUUACUCAUAUGGAUGCAGUUCCAUAUCUUAAUAAUUUCCGUGCCAUUCUUUGUACUUUUUGCAGAUACACUCUACCAUUACUGAACUGCAGGAACCAGAACUGCACACAGCAUUCAACGUGUGGUCAAACCAUGGACAGUGGCACAGUGAUGUUCUCUGUUCCCUUCCUUGUCAUUUCUUUUGUUUAAUGGCUAUUUUGACCUCUACGACCUGGAAUGCCAUCAGGAGCUCGAAUGCCCCAUCAGGGGGCUCCCAUGGGUCCCCCAGGCCCCCCAUAUGUUGGAAGCCCCUCAGUGCGACCUGGGAUGCCCCAGACUGUGAUGGAAACAACAAGAAAACGCACUGCACCACAGCAGGUCCAGCAACAGCAGGUGCAGCAGCAAGUGCAACAGCAGCAGCAAGCCACUCAGAACCGAACUAGGAGUGCCAAGAGGAGGAAGAUGGCUGACAAAAUUCUCCCUCAGAGGAUCCGGGAGCUGGUUCCUGAGUCCCAGGCCUACAUGGAUCUGUUGGCCUUUGAACGCAAACUAGACCAGACCAUUAUGCGGAAGCGUGUGGAUAUUCAGGAAGCGCUGAAGAGGCCAAUGAAGCAAAAGCGGAAACUGAGACUUUACAUCUCCAACACAUUUAAUCCUGCAAAAUCUGAUGCUGAUGACUCUGAUGGCAGCAUUGCUUCAUGGGAGCUGCGAGUGGAGGGGAAGCUCCUGGAUGACCUCAGCAAACAGAAACGGAAGUUUUCAUCUUUUUUUAAGAGUUUGGUUAUUGAACUGGACAAAGAUCUUUAUGGACCUGACAACCAUCUUGUGGAGUGGCACAGAACUCCCACAACCCAGGAGACAGAUGGCUUCCAGGUGAAAAGACCUGGUGAUGUCAGUGUGCGGUGCACAUUACUCCUCAUGUUGGACUACCAGCCUCCACAGUUUAAACUGGAUCCACGAUUAGCUCGUUUGUUGGGGAUACACACACAGACCCGAUCAGCCAUCAUCCAGGCUCUCUGGCAGUACAUCAAAACAAAUAAGCUGCAAGACUCCCAUGAUAAGGAAUACAUUAACUGCGACAAGUACUUCCAGCAGAUCUUUGACUGUCCACGGCUAAAGUUUUCUGAAAUUCCUCAGAGACUCACUAACCUGCUGCUGCCACCAGACCCUAUAGUGAUAAACCAUAUCAUCAGUGUCGACCCCAAUGAUCAGAAGAAGACGGCUUGUUAUGACAUAGAUGUAGAAGUUGAAGACCCAUUAAAGGGACAGAUGAGUAGUUUUCUUCUCUCAACAGCUAACCAACAGGAGAUUACAGCAUUGGACAACAAGAUUCAUGAGACAAUCGAAUCCAUAAAUCAGUUAAAAAUACAACGUGAUUUCAUGCUGAGUUUCUCCAAAGAUCCCAAAGGAUACAUCCAAGAUCUUCUGCGGUCCCAAAGCAGGGAUCUUAAGGUGAUGACUGAUGUAGUUGGGAACCCAGAGGAAGAACGCAGAGCUGAAUUUUAUCAUGAGCCAUGGUCUCAAGAGGCUGUGAGCAGAUCCAGCAGCGCCGGCAGGAACUGGAACAAUCUCUGGGAGUGCGCAACACAUAAGUACCGCUCACAAGAUCUCAUUGGCAUCAUGACCACCAAACCAGUGGACUUUUCAGUGUUACUUAGCUCACUGUUACACAUGGACCUGCUUCCUGACUGGAUGAGAAUGUACUAUCAACACACCAGUCAGAACACCAGCUUUAGAGUGACCCUUGAAAAUCUUGCCCGUUGGGGGUGUCUCAAACCAUUCCAGGCCAAAGACAGCGCAGUACAAGUGUUAAAGAAGAUUAAAGGUUCAUUCAUCAACAUGCAUCAUUAAGUUUUACCAGAAAGUUCAAGACACUACACAGCAAAUCCUAAUGGGAUAUGCAUAGAAUCAUGGGUGGCAUUGAUGGGGGAUGUUGAGAUGGGUGUUAUAGGAGACUUCAGAUUUAGAGAAAUAAAUGCAGUUCUCAUCCUAUGUUACCUAAGAGUCUUAAAUCAUAAAUUCUGUGGAAUUAGACAAGAUAGUCUUUCUUAUAGCUGUGGACUGCUUUAUAUUCCUGAACAGAGUUUUUAUUACAGCUGGAGCAGUGCAAGAAGCCAUCUCACCAUGUGAAAGAACAAACUAAGAGGAUUUUCAUUCCUGGAAUGAAGAGCCCCUCUGGAAGAAAGAAGUAUAGUCAGCCCAUCUCUUCUGCGAACUCUAAUAUUUCCUCUUUCCCUUGCCCCUGCAGUGAAAGGUAGACUGAAUUACGUAUCACUAGAUGGGUAUGAUCAAUGUGCUGUACUGAGAGGAAGAGAAUUAUCCCUGGGAUAAGAGCUUCUUAGGCAUCCUUAAUAUCAGUGGUGUUGGCAAAGCUGAGGUCGAAGCAAGAAAUGAGGCAUUCUGAGAAAAUGAAAAUAACUUAGUGGUGCUUUGCUGAUAUCUGCCUUGAACACAGCAGAUAUUAACAAUAAGCAUAUAUGUAAAAUAUGAGAUUUCUUAAAUGUUUCUCUGUGUGCCAGGAGGGUUCAGCACUGGAAAGAACUUACCUAAUUGUUACGUUGGUGCAGAAUCCAAGAAGCUUAACUUCAUAUAAUGUGCCAGUUUUCUCUUUACUUCAAGAUGUUAAUGGAGUCCCUGGAUUGUUCUCACAUUUUGAUCAUAGGUGAACUGCCUCUUACUAUGAAUUAUUUAGUUCCCUCAUACAUGAUAUGUACUGGUUAUAUAGGAUGCUGUUGAGUUAUAAAGCACUAUCAGCCUUAAAUAGCACAGAGAACGUAUCCCUUGGAAACCAUCUUUGUAAAUGUAUGGCAAAUUCAGACUGGGGAUUUACACCAUAUUUACUUGGAAGCAGGGACAUCUUCAUUAAACCCUCCCCCCCCAUUGUGAGUAAUGCAUAAAAUAGUUUGUAAUCAAGGCCCAACAAGCUUUCUAGUCCAAAAAGCAGCUGCCAGAUGAUGUGGCACUCAGAAUCCUCUUCUAGGUUACUCCUUUUCAUCUCCUGUCUUUCACUUUCUUCGAAAGAGAAUCAAAUUCACAUGUGGUACAGAAGGGAGGCAGCGCUUCUGAAUAAUGCAUUUUGCUGUAGUAUUGUCCUUUUCUCUUCUGCUAUCUUGGCUAAUUUCUUUCUUAGCUGAACUUAAAAGUUUCUUACGUCCAGUCACAGAAGAGUCUUCUCUUCCACCCCUUUAUUUAAUACCUCUGCUUUCACAUUAAUAUUGCCAUAGCUUUUACUCUGACCGUUGCGUUCAGAGGUGUCUUGGAAAAUACACGUUUUAUUGCAGUCAUAUGAUGGCAGUACUGUCACGCAAAACCACUGGUGUAAGAAAAAGCAUAGCUGUAUCUCUUUGCCUGAGGCCUUGUACUGGGAAUGGCUUCAUAUGGAACUUCUUUUUGUGUCAAAACCUCUUUUUACAGUAAAACGUGAAGUCCUGCAGUCUUAAACUGAGUAUAGCGAGGGGCUGUGAGGCUGCCAGACACUGAAUGACUUGAAAUCUUAUUUACUUUAGGACUCCACUAAUUGGACUACAAGCAAGCAUUAUGAGGGAAAACAGUGGAAACAGUGGGGGUCAUCUGCUACUGUGCUUCCAUAUUUAUUACGCUGCUGUGUCAGUUGUGUGCAUGCUGUCCAGUGUAUAAAACUCUUUUCUGUAUGUGGUAAACAGAGCAGUUACAUUCAGGGGAUGCAUUCAGUCUCCAGGAACAAGAAAUGUGGAGAAAGAUAUGCAAGGAUGUGAGAAGGGCAUGGGACUGGGAUAGAUGCCUGCAGGAUGUCUGCCAGGGAAUUCUGUUUUUUGAGAACUUUCCCAUUGACAUAGCAAAUAUUUGUAUAGAGACAUUUCAGUCAUGUGCCACAGCUGGCAACGUAAUAGAGUCCAGCCUGCUUUUAGAAUGUAGAAUGAAUUAGAUGAGUCUGUUUCCAAGUCUCUUUUGGAUCAAAUUAAUGAAACUAAUGUGGUGUUGCUGCCCCGUGGUCACAAUGGCGUCACUGGAAGGUGAAUCAUGUUAAGCACCAAUGCUAUGCUGGAGAGUGUGUGUGCAUGCGCGCGUGUGUGCAUGCGCAAGCACAUGCAUAAGUCAGCCACUGUAGCUGGCACUGAAGAUGGCAAUCCAAAAGCUAAAUACUUAUAUCCCACUGUCCAUAUUCCUACUGUACAUAAUAUGACUGGUCACCAACAGUAAGUCUUGGGAAUAGUUGUCAGGUGCCUUUCCUCUGGUUAAACUGGGGUUUGAGAUUCUGAUGCUUUUUUCCUGUGUUCAGAAGCAGUUCAGGCCUUUUAAUGAAGAGACACAGAGAAAUUUUGUCCCCUGUUCCAGGAGUGCAGCCAGGAGCUUGCUUGUUUGCAAAAAAGGUAAAUUAUAUUUGAAGGGAAAUAAUGGAGCAAUACUGGGAGGAACUGGACCAAAUGCUACUUGGGCAUACAAAAAUGAAAGGCAGCGGUACUGAACAGGCAUGUAAUUGUGGCAGGUUGUGAAUGAUAAAUUCAUUUUAAGUUCAGGAUGGUUGUCUGUGUGUAUGAAAGAUGACAAGAUGUUUUGGGGUCUUCAGUUGCUGCCACAGUACAAUACAAAUCUGUCCAUACUACAAAAAAAACCAUUCUGUGCAUAGAAGUAGUUAAUGUAUAGAUAAUAAUAUAGAUUGUUAGAAAAUAUAGCAUAAACUGGGAAAGGAUUAAAACAGAAUUCUGGAGUGCCAAUAGAAGGGAACUAUAUCUUGGAGCUGAAGUGUUGACAUGGCAGGUUUGAAAUACUCUUUUUAGUCCUUUGAGCUGUUGGCCAUAAGUCAGGAUUCAGACCAAGCGUUUCUUAGAAAUUAAAGGGAACACAAAUUUUUGAUUAUGGAAUAGAGGAAUACAGCAGUGGAAAAAUGAAAUAAAAAGAUGGAGCAGGGUGCCACUGAACUGCCAGUAAGACAUAGCACAGGAUAAUAAUCUUAUUUAGACUCUGCUCUUCCCAGAAAGGUUGGGCUAGAUGAUCCCUGAGGUCCCUUCCAACCUGGGAUUCUGUGAUUGUGUGAUGUGCAGGACACUGUUGGAAAUAGCACAGUCCAUGUGAGUCAGUAUAUUUUGUGUGCGUGUGUGUAUGUAUACAUGUAGAGAGCAUGUGGUAGAGAGCCAGUCUCAACUUGUAUGUAGCCUGGGCAAUAGGCAUGCAGGGCAGAACCAAAUGUUCUGCAAAUAACUUUGAGACACGUUGUCAAAACAUUUUCCAGUGUUAUCAACAGGGAUUCAAUUUUUCGACUUAGCAGGGUUGGUAGUUGUAGUGCAGACAUUGUUUCAGCUGGCAGGUUUUAGACACCACAUUGUAAUAGAAUUUAUCCUGUGGAAGCUGAGUGAAAAUACUAGUGCGUAUAUCAAGAUUGGUGCAUAUCCCAGGGCUCCUAAUUUUGCCAAAAUGCUAGUCAGGUAUUGAGGGUUUUUUGGCCUGUUUUUGUGUUGAGAACCCUUUAAUGGCAGUGCAAAUAGAUGAGGGGGAAAAGAAAGAUCUUUUUUCCUGAAGAAAGAGGUCUCCUUUCUGUAACUGCUCUGUUGUUUAAUAGGAUGUAUCUGUUCUGCCAGACCCUGUAUGAUAAACACCUUCUCCAAUCUCAUUGAAGAAAGGAACUCGAUUAAAAAAAUACAACUGUG
Molecule: messenger RNA, 8321 nt
Organism: Phalacrocorax carbo (great cormorant)
Lineage: Eukaryota; Metazoa; Chordata; Aves; Suliformes; Phalacrocoracidae
Source: RefSeq, a predicted model, not a curated record